Molecule: messenger RNA, 3734 nt
Organism: Onychomys torridus (southern grasshopper mouse)
Lineage: Eukaryota; Metazoa; Chordata; Mammalia; Rodentia; Cricetidae
Gene: Supt5h
Product: SPT5 homolog, DSIF elongation factor subunit
Exons: 29
Coding region: 287-3538 (1083 amino acids)
Biological process (GO): transcription elongation-coupled chromatin remodeling; regulation of DNA-templated transcription elongation; transcription elongation by RNA polymerase II
Cellular component (GO): DSIF complex
Molecular function (GO): protein binding; mRNA binding
Source: RefSeq, a predicted model, not a curated record
GCGAGAGCACGUCAGGCCAGCUAGGCGUUGUGCGGUCCGCAGCUGGCGCGGAAGCUGCAGGUGAGACGGAGUCGGUGAGAGGGUCUGCGGAGGUGGCAGGCCCGCAGGCGGACGGUCGGGCUAGCUGGCAUAGGCGGACCCGGGGUCGGUUGCCGGAGCGAGGCUGCAGGAAGUGCGCCCAGGGAGUUUCAUCUCCAGGGGAACUUGCAGGGAAACUGAGGCUCGGGGUGGCGCUCCGGGUUCUGGGGUGCGCUGAGGCCGCCGGUUCCCUCUGCAGUCGCGGAAGAUGUCGGACAGCGAGGACAGCAACUUCUCCGAGGAGGAGGACAGCGAGCGCAGCAGCGAGGCGGAGGAGGCCGAGGCAGAGGAUGAACGACGGAGUGCAGCAGGCAGUGAAAAGGAAGAGGAGCCUGAGGAGGAGGAGGAGGAGGAGGAGGAAGAAUAUGAUGAGGAGGAAGAGGAAGAAGAUGAUGACCGGCCCCCGAAGAAACCACGCCAUGGGGGAUUCAUUUUGGAUGAGGCUGAUGUAGAUGAUGAGUAUGAAGAUGAGGACCAGUGGGAAGAUGGAGCUGAAGACAUCCUGGAGAAAGAAGAGAUUGAAGCCUCCAAUAUUGAUAAUGUUGUCCUGGAUGAAGACCGCUCUGGGGCUCGCCGUCUGCAGAAUCUCUGGAGGGACCAGAGAGAAGAAGAACUGGGCGAGUAUUAUAUGAAGAAAUACGCUAAAUCAUCUGUGGGAGAGACGGUGUAUGGAGGGUCUGAUGAGCUCUCAGAUGACAUCACCCAGCAGCAGCUGCUCCCGGGAGUCAAGGACCCCAACCUGUGGACUGUCAAGUGUAAGAUUGGGGAGGAACGAGCCACAGCGAUUUCCUUGAUGCGCAAAUUCAUCGCUUACCAGUUCACAGACACGCCCCUGCAGAUUAAGUCAGUGGUUGCCCCAGAGCAUGUGAAGGGCUACAUCUACGUGGAGGCCUACAAGCAAACCCAUGUGAAGCAGGCCAUUGAGGGUGUGGGCAACCUGCGGCUUGGCUACUGGAACCAGCAGAUGGUGCCUAUCAAGGAGAUGACUGAUGUGCUCAAGGUGGUGAAGGAGGUGGCCAACUUGAAGCCAAAGUCCUGGGUUCGUCUCAAGCGUGGCAUCUACAAAGACGACAUUGCUCAGGUGGACUACGUUGAGCCCAGCCAGAACACAAUCUCCCUCAAGAUGAUCCCACGCAUCGACUAUGACCGCAUCAAAGCCCGCAUGAGCUUGAAAGACUGGUUUGCCAAAAAGAAGUUCAAGCGGCCUCCACAGAGGCUCUUUGAUGCUGAGAAGAUCAGGUCCUUAGGGGGUGAUGUUGCCUCCGAUGGUGACUUCCUCAUUUUCGAGGGUAACCGCUACAGCCGGAAGGGCUUCCUAUUCAAGAGCUUCGCCAUGUCUGCUGUGAUUACAGAGGGUGUGAAGCCUACCCUGUCAGAGCUGGAAAAGUUUGAAGAUCAGCCUGAGGGCAUUGACCUGGAGGUGGUGACUGAAGGCACAGGGAAGGAGCGGGAACACAAUUUCCAGCCUGGGGACAAUGUGGAGGUGUGCGAGGGUGAGCUCAUCAACUUGCAGGGCAAGGUUCUCAGCGUGGACGGCAACAAGAUCACCAUCAUGCCCAAGCACGAGGACCUCAAGGACAUGCUUGAGUUCCCAGCCCAGGAACUUCGGAAGUACUUCAAGAUGGGGGACCAUGUAAAAGUGAUUGCUGGCCGAUUCGAGGGUGACACAGGUCUCAUUGUGCGGGUGGAGGAGAACUUUGUUAUCCUUUUCUCGGACCUCACCAUGCAUGAGUUGAAGGUGCUUCCCCGGGACCUGCAGCUCUGCUCAGAGACAGCCUCAGGUGUAGAUGUUGGGGGCCAGCAUGAGUGGGGUGAGCUGGUGCAGCUGGAUCCCCGCACCGUGGGUGUCAUUGUGCGGCUAGAGCGAGAGACCUUCCAGGUUCUGAACAUGCAUGGGAAGGUGGUGACUGUCAGGCACCAGGCGGUGACUCAGAAAAAGGACAACCGCUUUGCUGUGGCCCUGGACUCAGAUCAGAACAACAUCCAUGUGAAGGACAUUGUCAAGGUCAUUGACGGCCCUCACUCAGGCCGAGAGGGCGAGAUCCGCCAUCUGUAUCGCAGCUUUGCCUUCCUGCACUGCAAGAAGCUGGUGGAGAACGGCGGAAUGUUUGUCUGCAAGGCACGGCACCUGGUGCUGGCUGGGGGCUCAAAGCCCCGGGAUGUGACCAAUUUAACUGUUGGUGGCUUCACUCCUAUGAGUCCCCGGAUCAGCAGCCCCAUGCACCCUAGUGCUGAAGGCCAGCAUGGUGGUUUUGGUAGCCCAGGUGGUGGCAUGAGCAGGGGUCGAGGACGAAGAGAUAAUGAACUCAUAGGCCAGACUGUGCGAAUCUCUCAGGGACCCUACAAAGGCUACAUUGGUGUGGUGAAGGAUGCCACGGAAUCCACAGCCCGAGUAGAACUGCACUCUACCUGCCAGACAAUCUCUGUAGACCGCCAGCGGCUCACCACGGUUGACUCCCAGCGUCCAGGUGGCAUGGCCUCCACCUAUGGACGGACACCCAUGUAUGGCUCUCAGACACCCAUGUACGGCUCUGGCUCCCGAACACCCAUGUAUGGCUCCCAGACACCUUUGCAGGAUGGUAGCCGCACUCCACAUUAUGGCUCGCAGACGCCUCUGCAUGACGGGAGCCGCACUCCUGCUCAGAGUGGGGCCUGGGACCCCAACAACCCAAACACACCUUCCAGGGCUGAGGAGGAAUACGAGUAUGCCUUUGACGACGAGCCCACCCCAUCCCCACAGGCAUAUGGGGGAACCCCGAAUCCCCAAACACCUGGCUACCCAGACCCAUCAUCCCCCCAGGUCAAUCCACAGUACAACCCGCAGACACCAGGGACGCCAGCCAUGUACAACACAGACCAGUUCUCCCCCUACGCUGCCCCCUCUCCACAGGGGUCCUACCAGCCCAGUCCCAGCCCCCAGAGCUACCACCAAGUGGCGCCAAGCCCAGCAGGCUAUCAGAAUACCCAUUCCCCGGCCAGCUACCACCCCACCCCUUCACCCAUGGCCUACCAGGCCAGUCCCAGCCCCAGCCCUGUUGGCUACAGUCCGAUGACCCCUGGAGCUCCUUCUCCUGGAGGCUAUAACCCACAUACACCAGGCUCAGGCAUUGAGCAGAACUCCAGUGACUGGGUAACCACUGAUAUCCAGGUGAAGGUGCGAGAUACCUAUCUGGACACACAAGUAGUGGGGCAGACAGGCGUCAUCCGCAGUGUCACAGGAGGCAUGUGCUCCGUGUACCUGAAAGACAGUGAGAAGGUGGUCAGCAUUUCCAGUGAGCACCUGGAGCCCAUCACCCCCACCAAGAACAACAAGGUGAAAGUGAUUCUGGGUGAGGACCGAGAGGCCACCGGGGUCCUCUUGAGUAUUGAUGGUGAGGAUGGCAUCAUCCGAAUGGACCUAGAAGACCAGCAGAUUAAGAUCCUGAACCUCCGCUUCCUAGGGAAGCUCCUGGAGGCCUGAAGCCUGAGUGUGCUGUGCAAACACGGAGCAAGCAGCCCUGCUUGGCCCAGCAUGGAGCCCCGAGUCUGGAGGAUUUCCUUUUCCUCCUUUCCUGAGACUCUAGACAUCAGAGUAGACUCGGACAAGUUUUCACCUUCUUUCUGCUGCCCCAGCUUGUGUUUAGGUCUUUCAAUAAAGAGAAGCUGUUUGAAAAGUG